AAAACCCACUAUAGUGAAGAAGCUGAGGGAAGACUGUUAACCAUACCCAUGCGAAGAUAAAUUAAAAACUUCAGGUUAUGAUUAAGUCCUACAGAAACUGGAUUAAAUGGUGGAUUGCACUGAUGCCACCUAUCUUGUACAUUUGUUCAGAAUACCUACCACUUCCAAUUCAUUGCUACUUUUACUUUACUUUUGUGCAGAGGGAAGUAGCUCUAGUCUCCAAAACUACUUUUCAUGUAUACAUAUAACUGCUAACAUUGAUUGUUGUUACACUUUGAUUACAGUGAAACAAGAUAUUGGAAUUAACUCCCUGUGUUGCAAGAGGGGAAAAAAACCUGAAAAAACCCCCUGAACACAAAAACCAUGAGAGACCGCCUCCAAGAGCUUAAACUGAGAGCUAAGGAACUACAGCUAGCUGGAGAAAACAAUGGUGCAACUGUACAAGAAGAGGAGCAGGAGGACUUCGAACAGCAGGCCAUUAUUUAUGAAAAAGAGCCCAUAACUGAAAGGCACUUGCAUGAAAUCCAGAAGCUUCAGAAUGAAAUUAAUAAUUUGGUGGAAGAAGUUCAUAAAUUCAGUCAACAACAAAAAAGCCUACUAUCUUCAAUGAGAAGAUUCAGUGUUCUUAAAAAGGAAUCUAACAUAGCAAGAGAAAUAAAAAUUCAAGCAGAGCACAUACGAAAAUGUUUGGAUGAACUGUCAAAAACAGUGAAAAAGGCUGAAAAUGAACAUGGGCCAUCACGUGCCACAGUAAGAAUUUUAGCUUCCCAGCACGCUUUCUUAUCCCAGCGUUACCUAAAUGCUAUGCUGUCAUACAAUGAUGCUAUAACUGCUAAGCAAGAGAAAUGCAGAAGAUUUAUUGUUCGUCAGCUUGAAGUAGCUGGUAAAGAAGUAUCUGAGGAAGAAGUCAAUGACAUGCUCCAACAAGGAAAAUGGGAGAUUUUCAAUGAAAAUCUACUCACUGAAGUAAAAAUUACCAAAGCUCAGCUUUCGGAGAUUGAACAGAGACACAAAGAACUAGUCAAUCUGGAGAACCAGGUCAAAGACUUAAAGGAACUUUUUAUCCAGAUAUCAGUUCUGGUGGAAGAGCAAGGGGAGAUGAUCAACAACAUUGAAAUCAGUAUGAACAACACUCAAGAAUACACUCAAGUAUCUAAAGAAAAAUUUGGGCUUGCAGUCAAGUAUCAAAGAAGAAACCUUUGCAAAGCAGUGUGCUGCUGGUGUUGUCCAUGCUGCAAAUGACAAAAGAAAUAAACUUUGAAAUACCAAUGGUUCCUAUUUAGUAAACUAUUCUUGUAAAGCAGUUUCAGGAUCCCUCGAUUGCUUCAUUUUUCUUCCCAUUUCCCCCUCCACAGAGCUCUCAGGAAAAACUGCAUCUGUUUUUCCAAAGAGUUAGAAGAAUGAAAAGAAUUCUAUGUUUUCACAGAAACACAUGAACUAGGGGAAAGGAUCAAAGGACACAAGAGACACUUUUUUGUUCUUCCACUCAAACUAAAACAAUGUGGCAACAAACUACCUGUACUUUUGGGAAGCAUUGAAAAUAUUGUUAAUCUCAAUGACAGGAUUCAGAAGAACGGUUUAGUUACCUUUUACAAAAUAACGAUUAGUGGUUUUAAUUGCCUUGUGGUUUUUUAGCGCUUAUAUUUACUUGGUUCAAAUUCUAAGGUUUUUUUUCCAGGAAUCUGAAAUUCUACAAAAACCCCCUAAAAUGUACACAUAAAGCAGACUUCGUUAGUAACAAUCCAGAACGUGAUGCCUAAACCAAAUGAGAAGUCAGAAAACAGUAUUAGGAGUGUUUCAAUACUACCUCUAUAGGAAAAGUUACUUACAAGCUUACUUACCUACUUAACACCAUCAAAUAUUGCUCAUGUUAUAGUAGGACAGAGUGUACUGUCUUAUGGAAUGCAAAACAGACAUUGGGUUAUUUAUUUUAAUAACACCAUGCUGUAUUUCUUACAGAUGGGUGUUGAGCUGGUAUUUUCUGAACACAUUAAAGAUCACUAGCAGCAGAAGACCACAUCACCAAACUUGCAGGGACAUGUUAGCAGCCUGCUCAGAAGCCAAGCAUUAAUAAACUGACAUAGAGGUAUUUACAUUAUUCAACUACUUAGGCAGACCCCUACGAGGUAAGGAUAGGGGAAUAUGACACUUUAUUACACAGUGGUAAGACACAUUCUUACUUUUGCCUAGCCUAUCUAAAUAUGCAGUUGCCUCUGCAGUCUCACUUUCCCUAGUAUAAAAAUGAAGGAAAAAAUAUAAUUAAAAAAAUAGAACUCCAUCCUUAUAAAAAUAAACAUAAUCUAGAACCAGAGAAUGAUUUAGGUCACAAGGAACUUCUGGGGGACAUGCAGAGCAACCUCUUGCUCAAACUCUUGAUCAAAUCAAGACAGGAAUUUCCCUGGUUGCAGCUCUUGUCCACCACUUCUCAUCCUACCACCACACCUCUGAGAGGAGCCUUGUUCUGUUAUCUUCACACCUUACUAGUAGGCAGUAGGAAGAUCUCUCCCUUAGUUUCUUCAUCUUAAGUCCAAACAAAUGCAGCUCUCUGACUCUCCUCAUAUGUCACACACUCCAAUACCCAAGCAGCAUGGACUCACUAUAGUAUAAUCAACAUUUGUCUUCACGGUCUUCUUGUAUUGGGAAGUCCAGAACCAGCCAUGUUAUAGGACAUGCAUUUAUUUGUACUACUACAGGAGCAGCCAGAAGAACUAGUUGAGGGUUUCCAGAACUCUAAAGGGUUCCAUGAAAUUCUGCUAAUUGUAGAAGCCUAGGAUCCUCAUGUAGGUAUGCAAAACAGAUGCCUGAAGUAGUAAAUAUGAAUACCUCCCCUGAGUACCUUAAACAGAGCAGCUAGCCAUUGACUCAACCUGUCCCUGAAGAUACCUUAGAUGUUCUUUAUGAAACAGCUGAAUUAGCAAGACAGGAAGUAUACCACUGUUUUAUUUUGCAGCAGCAGUUAUUUCUGCAGUGAAGAGAAGCAAGCAGAAGCAGAGUGCUUUUGCUUUCCAUGGUCCCAAUGGUUGGUUUCUGCCCUGUACCUAACCCCUUUUGGAACUGACUGAGAAAUCAUGCUCUAGUGCAGUUUAACAGAAAAUAACAACGCAACUGAGACAAAAGAGUUAUUUCCAAAAAGAAAAACAAUGCACAAACCCCACUAAAAACCAAACACCAAACCAGGAAUGUUAUUUCUGAACUCCGUUAUGCUGUGCAAAGACACAAUCAAUACCACUAUACCUGGAUACAGUCAAAGAAGUCAGAGCAAAUUGCACUGCAAUUCUGCAAGACACUAAGUGAGCUAGAUGUCUUUAAUUGCAUCUAGUGGGGGUGGGAAUCAAUCUACUAUCAAAAGGCUCUAUUGAAUUAUUUUCAUACUGCGAUAUCUAUAAAUAGUUGGGAUUCCUUCCAUCCCAGCUGAAAAUUGCAACUGAAAUUAACUGUUAUCAAAGUACAAUCAGAGGACUGAACCUUAAAAUGAAAAAUACUAUUUACAAAGUAGCGACAAAAAAUAAAAUUAGAUAAUGACACCACUGAUACUAUCCCAUUAAAUAAUCUACCCUAACUGUUACCUAUAUGGAAGCUACCUUUACGUGCCAAGGGAGGAGUAGAAAUUAGCCAAUAAGCAAUACAGAGAAAAAAGUUGCUGUGGCCAACAUGCUCUUUCGUGUAUAUAUGUAUGUAUAUAAACAUAUAUAAUACACACAUUAAUAUGCAUAUAUACAUGCACUACCCAGAAACACCACACCAUCUACUUUUCCUGGUUUUACUUUUGGAAAAAACAAAGGUACAUAACAGGUAGCCCUUUCCUUCUCUCCUGGGUCCUUAAAAAGAAAUGCAUUAUGGUACUUCUAUGAAGGAUUAUUGCAGCCAGCAUUGACAGAAGAGAAAACCAAAAUACAACAAACAUCACCUAUUUACACAGCAUCCCCCAUGCAGGAGUGUUCAUACAAGCAUCGCUUAUCUGAGAGAGAAAUGUGUUCCCGGGCUAGCCCUUCCUCUUCACACAACAGAUACGUUUCUUUGAAAUAAACAUGGUCUUGUUAAACAAGAGCUGUACUUUAAAUCCUGGAAGAAAACUCGAGUUUCACUACUACUAAAGGAAGACAGCUGCCUAUCCACACAUUGUAAAUAAUUCAAGUAGUUUUCAGCUGUAUAUUGAUUACAAAAUGGCAAAACAGAAACAUACAUAACAUGUUGCAGAACUGAGAAGAGAGGAGACCAGAAAGACUUGUGGAAAGGUUUUUCUUAAUACGAGGUGCUAUUAACUGAUAGUAAAAAUAUUAAGUACAAAUUACAUUGACAUAAUGAGAAAUUGAUAUUAAGCAUUCAAAAUUAUUAAAAGCAGAAAUUUUACAGUAAUCAUUAAAAUAACUUUCCAGUGUUUUUUUUGUUACAUAGUUAUGCAGAAGAGCAAACAAAUUAAAGCAGAGCUGCUAGUGUUCUAGUAAGAAAUGUGAAAUAUUAAUAGCUAUAAUCCCUCAUCACCAAAAUAGCAGGUAGAAAGUAGCUUUCUACUAAAAAAAAUACCUGCCCAGCAAUCUCUCUGGUAUAAAAAUAUCAGCCAUAGCACACGGAAUUGUAUUUCCUCUUGCACGUGUUUCAUGUCAAAGAAAAAAAAAAAACAAA
Harpia harpyja (harpy eagle) is the source of this 4623-nucleotide messenger RNA. It is a transcript of the gene STX19, whose product is annotated as syntaxin 19. The transcript has a single exon. Bases 364 to 1242 code for a protein of 292 amino acids. Lineage: Eukaryota; Metazoa; Chordata; Aves; Accipitriformes; Accipitridae. The record is from RefSeq and is a predicted model, not a curated record. Gene Ontology annotation, cellular component: SNARE complex; presynaptic active zone membrane; endomembrane system. Gene Ontology annotation, molecular function: SNARE binding; SNAP receptor activity. Gene Ontology annotation, biological process: synaptic vesicle fusion to presynaptic active zone membrane; intracellular protein transport; exocytosis.